Thlaspi arvense is the source of this 222-nucleotide messenger RNA. The record is from the annotation of a GenBank genome assembly. Lineage: Eukaryota; Viridiplantae; Streptophyta; Magnoliopsida; Brassicales; Brassicaceae.
AUGCGUCACGGUGCGGUUGUAGAAAGAAGAGAAGAAGACGCAAUAGAUGCUUUCUGUCCAGAAAGUGUUUCAGGUUUAAACUGGUUUCCAGAAGUGAAAUAUUGCAUCCAGAAAACAGGGCAUGAGCUAGGAGCUUCAAGUCUCUUAGAUAGAAAAUGGGAAGAAGUGCAUCAAUUUUUUUCCGAUAUGACAAAGGUUGUUUGCGGGAAUGUAGAAGUUUAA